ACACCUAUGUCAACACUGAACCAUCUUUUUGAUCUUCCAGAUCAGAUAUGUUACGUACAAUGCGGAUUCUGUACUACCAUUUUAAUGGUAAGUGUCCCAUGCAGCAGUUUGUCAAUGGUGGUGACAGUCAGAUGCGGGCAUUGCACGAGCCUCCUCUCUGUCAAUAUGAUGAAAGCUUCUUUUGUCCCUUUCCACCUUUUAGCAUCUCUUAAUCAUCUUGAGCCAAAAGAAGGUAGUCCAGAAGAAGAUGCAAACAAGACUUUGAAAAGUCAUAGUGCAUCCAUGAUGACCUAUUCUGAUUGUGAAGAAGAUGAUGUAAUUCCAAUGAGCAAUGUCGUGAAUAAACCCCCAGAGAAGAGACAGCGAACACCAUCAGCUUAUAACCGCUUCAUCAAAGAAGAGAUUAAAAGGCUAAAGGCUGAAAACCCUGACAUGGCCCACAAGGAAGCUUUCAGUACAGCUGCAAAAAAUUGGGCCAAUUUCCCUCCAACUCAGUUCAAAGGAGAUGAAGAGAGCUGUAGCCAGACAGAUCAACUUGUGGACUCCAAUGUGGACGUUCAUGAUGCUGAGGUCAAUGAAGAAGGUCAAGGUUUCCGGGGAAGAAAGGUCCCAAGGAAUUCUAUCUUGGAAAGGACACCGUUUGAGUGAAGAAAGCUCAGAAUAUAUGACAUAACAAGAAAGCUGUUUUCUGUCUUAACAUUAAAGUUACCUCUAAAUUGUUUUCCUUAUGAAGAAAAGAUGCUCUUGGUAAUGAAAACGAAUUAAGUAGGGUGGAGACCUGACAAUUUGAGACUUUAGGAAGUGCUUAAUAAUUGAUAGUUUUAUCUGACACCUUUCUGUUCGAGCAUACCAGUUCCAUUAAUUAGU
Molecule: messenger RNA, 867 nt
Organism: Gastrolobium bilobum
Lineage: Eukaryota; Viridiplantae; Streptophyta; Magnoliopsida; Fabales; Fabaceae
Product: axial regulator YABBY 4
Exons: 7
Coding region: 7-648 (213 amino acids)
Biological process (GO): polarity specification of adaxial/abaxial axis; multicellular organism development; plant ovule development
Cellular component (GO): nucleus
Source: RefSeq, a predicted model, not a curated record